Molecule: messenger RNA, 1027 nt
Organism: Aphidius gifuensis
Lineage: Eukaryota; Metazoa; Arthropoda; Insecta; Hymenoptera; Braconidae
Product: homeobox protein MSX-1
Exons: 1
Biological process (GO): regulation of transcription by RNA polymerase II; neuron differentiation
Cellular component (GO): nucleus
Molecular function (GO): RNA polymerase II cis-regulatory region sequence-specific DNA binding; DNA-binding transcription factor activity, RNA polymerase II-specific
Source: RefSeq, a predicted model, not a curated record
UGUGGCUUUUAAAUUACUCAAGCCUCGUUGAAUUUGGUACAUCUGGCCCUACAUAUUAUAACAUUGCCCUCGAGAUCAAAAAAUAAAAAUAUAAAAAAAUAAAAAAAUAAACCGCCAGUAGUAUCAAUUACAUUGUUGUUAUUAGGGUAUUAAAGAUUUAAGAUAUAAUACACUGGUAUAAGAGCAUGCAUCAUCUAUGAAAAAAAUAAAAAUAAAAAUAUAAAAAAAACAAUAAUAAAAAGAUAAUAACAUCAUGUUGGGGUUUACUUGUGGCAAAUAAAUAUGUAACGCGAUAGUCAUCAGGGUGAUGUGCAACAAGGCGUUUAAUGUGCAAUUCAACAUAGACCGAUAUUGAUACAGUCUAUUUUGUAAAUAAAGGCAUACAAAAAAAAAUAAACCAAGGGAUUUUUAAAGGGGAAAAAAAAUACAGGCCCCUUUUUGUAUAAAAGCAAAAUGAUACUGUUUAAAUUUUUUAGUUUAACUUGGCAAUAUGUCAGGAUCACACAGACAAAAUCGUGUUACAAGUGAUUUUAGUAUUGCUAAAAUUCUCAGUGAUGAUUUAACAUCUAAAAAUAAUACUAAAAAUAUUAAUAAUUAUAUUAUUUAUCAUAAUAAUAGUACACAAAUUAAUAAUGACGAAAAAAAGCAUUGUAAUAAUUAUAUUAUUGAUGAUAAAGCUGGUACAAGUGAUAAUGUUAAUGUGGAUUAUCAAAAAGUUGUUGUUAAUGAUUUUAAUAAAAUUGAAAAUCUUCAUUGGCUUCAGUGUACAAGAUACAAACCACCAAAGUUACCAAGAAACACUAUGACAGUUAAAAAUAUUAAGAGGAAACCAGCAAAACAUCCACGUAUACCAUUUACAAAUUUACAAUUACAAAUAUUAGAAAAACAAUAUAAUAAUAAAGCUUAUUUGAUGAGAAAAGAUGUACAACAAUUAUCAAAUCAAUUGAAAUUACCACAAAGUCGUGUUAAAAUUUGGUUUCAAAAUAGAAGAGCAAGAGACAGGCGUGAUAAUAAAAUAGUUGAUAAU